AUGUAUGAAGAUGCGUGGUACAGUUUUGUACCGGAAACACAUUCCAAAAAGGACGAUGUCGUUCCGCAGGCAUCACAACAUCGUCGCAAGGAAUCUCUGUUGCAGCAAACUAACGGUAACAAUCAGAUGUUGGACCAGAACUCUUCAUUGCUGGGGAUAUAUGAGGACGAACCUUCAUCCAGAGAACCCCCAAAAGCUACAUUGGCAAGAAGAGCAAAAUCAUAUAGCGAUUUCUACGAAGUAGCUAUGGCAUAUAUAAACAAGGAAGUGAACGAUGGCAAGACAGAGAACGAGCGCGAUUUCGAAGCAGGGGAACCUAAGAUUCCUCUUUUUGAGGAGCGUUACAGCGCGCUCGAGGACGAUCUUUUGGACGGAAGCCUGGAGGAGUAUCAGUAUGUAGAUGCAAGUAAUCAAUUAAUCCUAUCGGAGCGUCACCUUGACAACCUUUUAAGUGAUACUUCAAGUGCGCUUGAUACACUAGCCACCCUGUCAGAAUCAUUCAAGAAUGUCGAAGCGCAAACCACAGCCUUUCAAGCACAAUGUGAGGAUCUUUUGGAAGAACAAAAACGUAUACGUGAAUUGGCGGAUGAAGUCGGGACAGAUUUGCAAUACUAUGCCUAUCUUGAACCUCUGACUCGUCGCUUGAAUGCCCCUGGUGCUGGAAGGCUUGUCAAAAAUGGUGACUUUUUGGAAAUGUUGGAGAAUCUCAAUUCUUGUAUCGAGUUCAUGGAUCAGCAUCCAAACUAUAAAGACUCGACUGUAUAUAAGACUCGCUACACGACUCUUUUAGAUAAAGCCCUCAAUCUCGUCCAAGUUGCCUUCUCAAAUGCUCUUCGUGAGGUUUCAGACGAUGCCUCGAAGCAGCUGAAAGCGAAAGAACAAACGGAGACAAAUCAAUACAUUCUUCUCUAUGGCAAGUACGAAUCUGCUAAGGGGAGUCUAGGCCUUCCCAUUGAACGUCUUCUGACCACUGAGGAAUUUGCGUUUGGAAGAAGGGGAGAUGUGGACCGGACACCGUACAUCCAACAAUGGCAUAACCUAUAUCAGCAAUUACUUGAGGCCUAUAUAAGAUCUCGUGAUCCCGUCGGACCUCUUGUUCUUAAAAAUCUUCAAAAGUUCGCAACUAUUUCACCUCUCCCUGACAAGGAGUUUGAAUUAUUUGCUAGACGAUGUGUGCAAUAUGUCUUCGAUACAUGCCAGAAUGAGUUGAAACUGGCAGCUAAGUUCUUUCAGGACGGGCCUCUUAUGGCGGAUUACCCUCCGCCUCCUAAUCCAUGGAAUAUGCCUAGUGUAUACCUCGAGAAGUUGGAGGAGAGCUGCUUGUCUCAUGUUAAGACGCUUAAUGGAUUCCUAGCCCCAUACUUGAGCAAUGGUGACUUGCAUCGAGUUUGCGAUUUGGUUACCUGGCUUGGUGACACUUUUAUCUCGGCGGAGGCACAUGAAGAUGAGAGUCGCGAUGGACAAAGAUUGGCUGCACAAGUUUUGUUGAGCGUUCAUCUAUGGCCAUUAGCUGAUCAGCUUUUUAUCAUGGAGGCAAGAAAACUCGAGCUCUUCAAAUCAUCGCCGGAAGAUCUCAAGAUUAUCUUUUCAAAUGCUCCAAAGUUAUCCAAUGAGAAAGUCAUUCCAACUAGUGGCUUGCGAGUAGAUACAAGUCUUAAAGCUCCCGAGGAAGGCACAUCUGUCGAGGCUGGAGUUUCAAACGCGUUUCCAACGGUCAAGACGGCCGUUAGUUUGCUCGUCUUAUAUAACGAAAGUAUGCAUGAGAGAACACUUAAGAAAGGCGAUGUUCUUUACGAGAUCGUACAUCAAACUACUGAAUCUCUCCAGAGAGCCGCCACGGUCAUAAAACGAACUUCAAAUAACAUCAUGGAUGCACAACUUUUCCUCAUCAAGAAUCUAAUGCUCAUCGAGAAUCUGUUCAUGACUCACGAGAUCCCAGACUCCAUUCGUCAAUCUGCCGAACUUGACUUCACUCCUCUAUGGGAAACCCUCAAGGAACUCCAAUCACGCCAUCAAGUGUUUAAUCCUCUUGCAUAUAUUAGACCAAUUAUCAAAGGCCAAUUGCUUCCUGCCUUGGUUGAUAAAGUACUAGAUGCAAGGAAGGAAUUAGAGAAGGUUUUGGUGCAACAAAUUACGGCAUUUACCAAGCACUGGCAAUCUAGGUUAUCAGAAAAGGAUCCGAAGAAGAGAGAUCAGGUAGCAACGGCUACACAGGAACUGGACGUUUUGUUAGAGAGUGUCUUUGAUGAAGAGACUACAAGAGCGGCAUUGUUGAGGAUGAUUAAAGGUGGUGAAGAAUAUUAG
Molecule: messenger RNA, 2304 nt
Organism: Sclerotinia sclerotiorum 1980 UF-70
Lineage: Eukaryota; Fungi; Ascomycota; Leotiomycetes; Helotiales; Sclerotiniaceae
Exons: 5
Coding region: 1-2304 (767 amino acids)
Biological process (GO): intra-Golgi vesicle-mediated transport; cytoplasm to vacuole targeting by the Cvt pathway; autophagy
Cellular component (GO): membrane; cis-Golgi network; COG complex
Source: RefSeq, a predicted model, not a curated record